GCAGAUAGUGCGGAGAAGGGACGCUUUGGGACUGGCAACACGGGCACACACACCUUACCAUGGUCAGCUCACUGGCCCCUAGCCAUGGCAAGUUAGUGGCUGGCAGUGCUCCGUGGUAACACACACACACAAUACACACUCAUGUGCAACGUGGGCUUUUCCCUCAGAGUUGGCUUCCUGAGAGGCUUCUGCCGUGUGAACAGACAGUGAGAUAAGGAUGUCGAUGACCCUGGAUGAGUUCACCCGAUCUGUGGAUCCCAGAUGUCUGCCGAGGAUCCUGCAGAUCCAGUCAGGCAUCUAUGUCCAAGGAUCUGUUUAUGAGAUGUAUGGGAGAGAAUGUUGCCUUUCAAAUGGUGAUCUUAUCAAGGUCAUUGAGAUCAGGAUCACUAGGUUCAUUGCCAAGGGAUCCAAUGGCAUUACGGUUGACCUUCCCUUGGACUACCCAGGUCUUUUCAGGAUGGUGAAAGACAGACAGCCAUACUGUAGUAUUCAGGAGAUCGCAGAGUCACUCCGAAUCAGCUCUCACAGACUGAACCAGCCUGUGUUCUACACAGCUGGCGACCUGGACCACCCAGAUGGAACGAUCAAAAAGGGGACAAGUUUCCGAAUCACAGGCCUCAAGAUGGUCGAGGGCCAUGAGUGUGUCAACUGUGAGCUCGCGCAGAGCGAGCUUAAGCGCCGUUUUGCGCUCAAACUCUCUGUGAAAGGUGAAUUCUAUGAGUGUGACGACAGCCAAUUCUACACUCUGAAGGAACUGGCUGAGUGGAAGAUGUCCACUGGGCGGACAAGGACUGUGACCAAAGUGAAGUCGACGCACCUGAAAGAUGAUAUUUUACCAGACCCACUGGAGGACUACAAAGGCGAACUGACUCUCACUCCAGUACAUGAAAUACAGGCUAUAAUGAAAUUUCGAAAGGAUGUGGUCCUCAUCCCACCGAACUUGGAUGUGGACGUUGUGGAUGUAACAGAGCAACAUGACUCAGCAGUUUUCGUGCAGCCCUUGUCCCUGAAGGACGUAUUCAAAAAGCCCAUGGACACAUUCCCCGUGGUGGCCGAAGUCAUCGAGAAGCCGUGGCACGUUCCGGAGGAGCUAGCGUUCAUCUGCCGCUCCAAGCAGAUUGUGAUCCAACGCGCCUUCGAGGCCAAGCGAGUUCUGGCGUCGGAGACACGUCGAGGCGAACAGAGGCGCUUCCUGGUGCCCUCGUCCUACAAGGGCCGGUUCAAGCGGCGACCACGGGAGUUCCCCACUGCGUAUGACCUGGAGAGGGCACAGAGCAGCACCGAGCAGCUCCACGUGGUGGCCACCAGGGAUUUCGAGUCACACUACUUCCAGGGACAGUCCCCCGUGCAGGUCGGGGACCAGUUCCUGAUAAAGAAGAAAUCCACCAGCAGCACUGCCGAGGGCUCAGAGAAUGGCGAGGACAAGAUGGCCGACAUGCUGGCCUGCAUGAAGAUCGAGGGGAAGAGCCACAAAGACGUGCAGAUCCCUAUGUACCUGGAUGGUGGCUUUGUGGAGGUCAUACACGACAAGCGACAGUACACCAUUGGCGAUAUCUGCCACGGGUUCCCCCUGCCCUUCAAUGUCAAGGUGUCCGUGCGGGACCUCGCGGUGAAGGAGGACAUUUUAGCCGCGGCAUCGGGGCUGCAGGUGGAGGAAGAGAUCACUGAUCCCCACCUGCUGGUGUCCACUUUGGACCUGUCAGAGUGCUGGGAGGUGCCUGUGAACCGCACCAAAAUGACUGUCCAGCUGCAGCAGAAGUGGGAUGGCCCGGCCACGGGUGCCGAGCAGCCUGUCGGGCACGCCGUUGUGGAGGAGAUCGGUGAGGACUGCUACUACACUCUCCGCAGGUACACCGUGGCCAAUCUGCAGCCCCCACCACGACCGCCCAAGAUUAAGAUCAAGCAACACAUGGUGAAGCCGCCCAGACCGAACAAGCCAAUCCCUUCCAGCUCCCCAAAGAGUCCGCAUUGCAAUUUCCCCAAACCAGGGUCGAUGACAUCUGACACAUUUCCAAGGCUGAAGAGGAAUACCAUUGCAGUAAGCAGUGAGAGGAGGUCAUCCAUACCUCCAGUCUUUCAGCCCAUUACAGUUGCCACCGUGAAAAGUAAGGAUAUCCCUCAAGAGCCAGAAGUGGAUGACUUGGAUGAUGACUCCCAUGAAUAUGAAUACAUCGAUGAGGAUGAACUUGAGUUCAUUAGGAAAAAGGUCCAAGAAGAAGUUCUGCGCAGCACAGUGAAAGGAAAGCAAAACACCUUUUAACUAACUGUAGAAUUUGAGAUGGAGCAUGAAUGUACUAAACAGAUAAAAGUCUAUGCAAUAAUUUAUCAUAUUUUUCUGCAUAUAAUACAUGAAAUAAAUUGUAAUAUGAUAA
This is a messenger RNA of Alosa alosa (allis shad), 2372 nucleotides long. It is a transcript of the gene themis, whose product is annotated as thymocyte selection associated. Gene Ontology annotation, biological process: T cell receptor signaling pathway. The record is from RefSeq and is a predicted model, not a curated record. NCBI's taxonomy places the organism in Eukaryota, Metazoa, Chordata, Actinopteri, Clupeiformes, Clupeidae. The transcript has 6 exons. Bases 218 to 2260 code for a protein of 680 amino acids.